Molecule: messenger RNA, 873 nt
Organism: Coturnix japonica (Japanese quail)
Lineage: Eukaryota; Metazoa; Chordata; Aves; Galliformes; Phasianidae
Source: RefSeq, a predicted model, not a curated record
GGGAGCAGGGAGGGAGUGGGACAGGGGUGGGGGCCGGGUGCAGUGCUCAGGGUGGCCCCGUGCCUGUCCCCACAUCCCAGCCCAAAGCGUCCCAUGCAGCCGCUGCCUGGCAGUCAGAGCUCGGCCCCAGGGCCCUCCGAGCCCACGGUUGCUGAGAUCAAAGCCGUCGUGGUUGGGGAUGGGGGCUGCGGGAAGACAUCUCUGCUGAUGGUCUUUGCCAGAGGGGACUUCCCCAAGGUCUACGUACCCACAGUGUUUGAGAAGUACACGGCCUCCUUCCGGAUCAGCGGCAAGCCCGCCAAGAUCCACCUCUGGGACACGGCAGGGCAGGAGGACUAUGAUCGGCUGCGACCACUCUCUUACCAGAACACCAACGUAGUGCUCAUUUGCUUCGAUGUCACCAGCCGCAGCAGCUACGACAACAUCCUAACGAAGUGGUACCCGGAGGUCAACCACUUCUGCAAGGAUGUCCCGGUGCUGCUGGUGGGCUGCAAGACCGACCUGCGGCAGGGCCACCAUCAGCCCGUCACCUUCCAGGAGGGGGAGGCCAUGGCCCGGCAGGUGCAGGCUGCAGCUUACUUGGAGUGCUCAGCGCUGCAGCAGGACAACGUCAGGGAUGUCUUCAUUAAGGUCUGCACCAUUGCGCUCCGUGGCACCCGCCGGCCCCGCCGCAAGAACUGGCCCCGCAAUGGAUGUGUGCUCUGCUGAAUGCCAGCACUGCGGGGCUGGCACCAGGGCAGCACCACUUCGUGGGCCAAUGGCAUCUCCUGGGGGCUGGGAACCGACUUGGGGACCCCCGAGCCCUGCUGGACAGGGCAGGUGCAUCCCCAUGCAGCAGCAGUGUGGGCUGGUAUUAAAGUUCAGAGAUGAUCG